UUCCAAACAGACCAAAACCCGGAAACAGCGACCAACAGGCUCUCUCUCCCUCUCUUUCACACACAUAUAGAAUCCUCAAUGGGUUUGGUUUCAGACACAGUGGACUCUGUCAAGUCCAUUAAAUUCAGAGAAGCUUUGCACCAAGUCAUCACUCUUGGGUUGAUUGUAACAUCAGCACUAGUAAUAUGGAAAGGGUUAAUGUGCAUAUCUGGAAGUGAAUCUCCUGUUGUUGUUGUUCUUUCUGGAAGCAUGGAACCUGGUUUUAAACGAGGUGACAUUUUGUUGUUGCAUACUAAUAAGGAUCCCAUUCGUGCAGGAGACAUUGUUGUUUUCAAUAUUAAUGGACGUGAUAUUCCAAUUGUUCACCGCGUAAUUGAGGUCCACGAGCGUCAAGAUACAGAACAAAUAUAUUUACUCACUAAAGGAGACAAUAAUGAUAUGGAUGACAGGGUUUUAUACAAUUAUGGCCAGAAUUGGUUAGAGAAAAAGCAUAUUUUGGGAAAAGCUAUCGGGUUUGUACCUUAUGCUGGUUGGGCUACAAUAAUCAUGUCUGAAAUUCCUAUUGUCAAGUAUAUACUCAUAGGGGCAAUGGCACUGCUGGUAUUGACAACAAAGGAAUAGAUUAAGAAAUAGUCAUACGAUCUAAAAGAAUCUCAGAAUAUUUUUAUACAAAUAAUUUAGAUUUAAUUCCUAUCCUCCUUAUUGAAGUGAAGCCAGUUCAUUUCAUUAGCAUGUUUCUUUUAUGGUUCCUUUUAAAAAUCAAUUUACAUUUUAAAUUUAAGAAGUGAACAUAUAAAUUUGACAAUUAUAUACAAGCGAUAUACUUUAAAUAUUUAUUUAAUUUAUCUUAAAAA
Cicer arietinum (chickpea) is the source of this 854-nucleotide messenger RNA. RefSeq lists its product as uncharacterized. Gene Ontology annotation, molecular function: serine-type endopeptidase activity. Gene Ontology annotation, cellular component: membrane; signal peptidase complex. NCBI's taxonomy places the organism in Eukaryota, Viridiplantae, Streptophyta, Magnoliopsida, Fabales, Fabaceae. The record is from RefSeq and is a predicted model, not a curated record.